ACGCUUCUCUCUCCUCCAAUACAUCUCCGAAAUGAAAAAUAUCUCCCUCUCUCUCUCCUCUGGACGUAUAUUUUGCCCCAUAAAAUAGGAAAAAAAUCUUCACUUUCCCCCCAAAAGAAAUCCCACUCCCAUACCCCAUCCGCAGCACCCAACUCCACAACCGCAUAAAACCGGCCAAAAAUGGCCGCCGUCGCCAAAAUCCACGUGUCGCCGCCGCUGCACUGCCACCGCAGCGGCCAACCGCCGCCCGUCCGGCUAGACGUUCGCCGUAAUUUGGUCAUGCUUGAAACGAUUUCGGCCAUAGCUCGGUCUAGAGGCCGUAGACGACUGUGUGCGAGGUCGUUUAGGUCCGAGGAAGGAGGCGGAGGAGGGGAGGUAGCCGAGGAAGAGGAGGAAAGUGUGAGAAAGGGCGAGAAUAAUCUGAUGGAAAAUAAUCGGGUGCGGAGUAGCAAGGGGAGUUAUACUCGUUUGGAUUUUUUAAAGUCUGCUUUUUUGCAGUCACCGUUGGAUGAUAGGUUUCAGGAUGCGUUGGAUAAGUUGGAGGAGAGGUUAUUCUCGAUUGCUAUGCAAAUUGGAAGAUACAUCGUGACUAUGGCGAGCACCGGAGUAAUACUCCUAAUCGGGUUUCAGUUGUCAGGUGGAGACAGUCAGUUGAAUGAUUUGGUAUGGUAUAGCUGGCUUGGAGGUGUCAUUAUUGGAACAAUGAUAGGAGCCAACAUGGUUUUAGACGACGUCAGUCGUGCCGGUCCACGUAAUGUUGUCAUUACCGGAAGUACAAGGGGCCUGGGGAAAGCUCUUGCUCGGGAAUUUCUUCUUUCUGGAGAUCGAGUUGUAGUUGCUUCACGAAGUCCUGAGUCUGUUGAUAUGACUAUCAAAGAGCUUGAGGAGAUCUUGAAAGAGGGUGUGGUUUCCGAAGGUGGCUCAUCUGGGAAUAUGGCACAUGCGAAAGUAGUAGGCAUUGCAUGUGACGUUUGUAAACCUGAUGAUGUGCGGAAAUUGGCAAAUUUUGCUGUCAGUGAACUUGGUUCUAUCGACAUAUGGAUAAACAAUGCUGGGACAAACAAAGGUUUUAGACCCUUACUGGAGUUCAGUGACAACGAUAUUCAACAGAUUGUCUCUACAAACUUGGUUGGAUCUAUACUUUGCACUCGCGAAGCCAUGCAUGUCAUGAAAAACCAGAACAAGGGCGGUCAUAUAUUCAAUAUGGAUGGUGCUGGUUCUGGAGGAUCUAGCACCCCUUUGACAGCUGUCUAUGGAUCAACAAAGUGUGGUCUAAGGCAGCUUCAAUCAUCACUCUUCAAAGAGUGUAAAAAGUCAAAAGUGGGAGUGCAUACAGCCUCCCCAGGCAUGGUUCUGACUGACUUGCUCUUGAGUGGGUCAACUAUACAAAAUAAACAAAUGUUCAACAUCAUUUGCGAGCUCCCAGAAACAGUUGCUAGAACUUUAGUUCCACGGAUGCGGGUUGUAAAGGGAAGUGGUAAGGCCAUCAAUUACUUGACCCCUCCAAGGAUAUUACUAGCUUUAGUCACUGCAUGGCUGCGACGAGGUCGUUGGUUUGAUGACAAGGGAAGAGCAUUGUAUGCAGCUGAGGCGGAUAGACUCCGCAACUGGGCUGAAAGCCGCACUCGUUUCUCUUUCACGGAUGCCAUGGAGAUGUACACAGAAAACACUUGGGUCUCUGUCUUCUCACUUUCAGUCGUUUGCGCCUUCAUAAUUCUUACUAGUACUGGGUCUGGGAGCACGUUUCCUGGCACCUGACGACAGCUCUUGAAACUAGGAACCGUAAGAGAGAUAUCGAAAUCUCCCCUGGUAUUCAUCAAGGAAUCUGACUGUUUCGUUUCAAGUUGCCAAUUGUGCAACCAAAAAGGUAAUGAUUCAUACAACCGGUGCAUGGUUUUUCUCCCUGCAUCCUCCAAUGAUUUCUUCAACCAUUCUGGGGUUGAUAGUUGCAAAAUUCGAGCCAGAAUGCUCUGCAAUGUAUAGAAGUCUCGAACGGGCUCUUUUAUGAUUCUCUAUUGAGAUGCUUGUAAGUUUUUACAACAUUUAAUUUCGUUGUGAUUCAUUAAUUUAAUCUAUUUGUAGCUCUUUCACUUGUUA
This is a messenger RNA of Rhododendron vialii, 2097 nucleotides long. Its product is annotated as probable chlorophyll(ide) b reductase NYC1, chloroplastic. NCBI's taxonomy places the organism in Eukaryota, Viridiplantae, Streptophyta, Magnoliopsida, Ericales, Ericaceae. The coding region runs from base 181 to 1758 and encodes 525 amino acids. The record is from RefSeq and is a predicted model, not a curated record. The transcript has 10 exons. Gene Ontology annotation, biological process: chlorophyll catabolic process; PSII associated light-harvesting complex II catabolic process. Gene Ontology annotation, molecular function: chlorophyll(ide) b reductase activity.